This is a messenger RNA of Triplophysa rosa, 5843 nucleotides long. RefSeq names its product low-density lipoprotein receptor-related protein 8-like. Lineage: Eukaryota; Metazoa; Chordata; Actinopteri; Cypriniformes; Nemacheilidae. The record is from RefSeq and is a predicted model, not a curated record. The transcript has 18 exons. Gene Ontology annotation, molecular function: protein binding; calcium ion binding. The coding region runs from base 87 to 3020 and encodes 977 amino acids.
UCUAUUGGAUAAGAUUCAGUGAAGGAGCGCCGACGCCAUCCGGACACGCUUUUGUUUGUGGAUGAGAACUACAGACCAUUACGGAAAUGUGGACAGAAAUUGGGAAAUUAUUAUUUUUUCAUUUUUUAGUAUCGGAAUUACACUCAGCACAAGGGAGUGAAACUGGUGCUGAAGCUGAGUGCGAGGAUGGACAGUUUCAGUGCAACAAUAUGAGAUGUAUUCCCACCAUAUGGAGAUGCGAUGAUGACGAUGAUUGCUCUGACAACAGCGACGAGGAGAACUGCUUGAAGAAGACAUGUGCGCCCUCAGAGUUUGCAUGUGAGAAUGGUCAGUGUGUUCCUGGGCGUUGGCGGUGUGACGGUGAACCUGAGUGUCCAGAUGGAUCUGAUGAGGCCGAUGCCACCUGCACGGUCAGACAGACUUGUCCACCAGAUAAGUUCGACUGUGGAGGGAAGUGUGUGUCGCUGUCCUGGCGCUGUGAUGGGGAGAGAGACUGUGAAAACGGCUUAGAUGAAGAGGACUGUGCUGCGGAUGCCAGGUCCUGCUCAGGAGGAGAAUUUCAGUGUCGUAACCGCAAGUGUUUAGCACCAGUCUACGUGUGCGAUGGGGACGACGACUGUGGAGAUGGCAGCGAUGAAGAGAAGUGCUCUCCGCCCACCUGUGGACCGCACGAGUUCCGCUGCAACAGCUCAGAGUGCGUGCCCAAUCCCUGGACCUGUGACGGUGACCCAGACUGCGCUGAUGGUUCUGAUGAGUCGGAGGGGAGAUGUGGGAGCGGGUCCAGUCGGCCAGCUCCGCCUCCUGCUCGCAGGGCGCAGUGCGGCGCUGGAGAAUUUCGUUGCGGCAGUGGGGAGUGUGUGAGGCUGACCUGGAGGUGUGACAGGGAUCCUGACUGCAAGGACAAAUCGGAUGAGGCCGACUGCCCUCUGCUCACAUGCCGACCCGAUGAGUUCCAGUGUGGAGACGGGUCCUGCAUCCACGGCAUCAAACAGUGCAACAAAAUCCACGACUGCCUGGACAAAAGCGAUGAGGCUGGCUGUGUCAAUGCCACCAAGUGCGAGGGACCUCUGAAGUUUCUCUGUAGGAACGGGGAAUGCAUUGAUGGCACGAAAGUAUGUGACAAUGUCAAGGACUGCAAGGAUCGUUCAGACGAACCCAAAAAGGAGUGCAGUUUGAAUGAAUGUUUACUUAACAACGGCGGUUGCUCACACAUCUGCGUAGACCGGCCUAUUGGAUUUGAGUGCCAGUGUCCCGUUGGAUACAAGCUGCUGGACAAGAGGACAUGUGGAGACAUCGAUGAGUGUGAGAACCCUGAUGCCUGCAGUCAGAUCUGCAUCAACCUUAAAGGGGAUUUCAAGUGUGAAUGUCACCCGGGUUAUGAGAUGGACCCUGUGAGCAAAACAUGCAAAGCAAAGGGAAAAAGCCCUUACCUGAUGUUCACGAACAGACACGAGAUCAGGCGCAUUGACCUGGUGAAGAGAGACUACACGCAGGUGGUUCCCACUCAGAAGAACGCGGUGGCCAUCGACAUAGACGUGGCAGCCAACCGCAUGUUCUGGUGUGACCGUUUUCAACAUAAAAUAUACAGUGCGUACAUCCAUGAAGCAAGCGACCCGUCUUGCCACGUUACCCUGAUCGAUUCAGAUCUGCAUUCCCCUGAUGGUCUGGCUCUGGACUGGGUCCACCAUAACCUCUAUUGGACCGACUCGGGCGACAGAACCAUCUCUGUGGCCUCUGCAGAUGGAAGCAGGAGACGUGUGUUGAUCAGCACUGAGCUGAGCGAGCCGCGGGCCAUCGCUGUGGAUCCAGAGCGAGGGUUUAUGUACUGGUCUGACUGGGGGAUCAGGGCGAAGAUCGAAAAGGCUGGCAUGAAUGGUGUCGAUCGAAAGGUGUUGGUGUCUGAAGACAUUGAAUGGCCCAAUGGCAUCACUUUAGAUGUAGUAGGCAAGCGUUUGUACUGGGUGGACUCCAAACUUCACCUGGUCUCCAGCGUGGAUUUAAACGGUGCCCAACGCAGAGUCAUCUUGUCCUCUUCCGAGAGACUUGGCCAUCCGUACGCCCUCGCUGUUUUUGAGGAUCGGGUGUACUGGACGGACCGCGAGAAGGAGGCCGUCUACAGCGCAAACAGGCUCACGGGUCAAGAUGUGACAAGUCUCGCCGAGCACCUGAACGAUCCACAUGAUAUUGUAGUUUUCCAUGAGUUGAGCCAACCUGAGGCACCUGACAGCUGUAACCUGGGCGGCGGGACUAACGGAGGUUGUGACUUCCUGUGUCUGCGAGCUCCUCAGAUCAGUGAGCACUCGCCCAAAUACACCUGCGCUUGCCCAGACGGAGAGGAGCUGAGUCCUGACACACGCCAGUGUGUACCCGUUCAAAAUGACACUGCUGUAACGCCCACUGUCCCCAACAACAUCACCAUGGAAACCGUUUCGGUGGCUGGCCAGGAAGCAGACUCUCCCGCAGCGGUGACCUCUCAGUCUGAUAGUGUAGCAGAAACCAGCAUCCCAUCAUUUCUCACUUCCAGCCCAGAGGAACGACCCAUCUCCUCCAAUGCUACAGCAGAGCAUAGUCCAACACAGAUGUCCACACCAGGAGAUACCAGUAACCUGUCUCACCACUCCGGCAAUGAUUUGUUUCUCCUUGGCCGUAAUCUGACAGUGGCAGUGCUUGGUGUUGUUAUUCCAAUAGUUCCUAUCGUUGCCACAGUGGUCUUCGGGGUUCUGUGCGCCGGCAUUUACCUUGUAUACCGCAACUGGAGGCGGAACAGCACUAAGAGCAUGAACUUCGACAAUCCCGUCUACCGCAAGACCACGGGAGAGACAGAAGAGGACGAGAUCCAUAUCGGCCGGGCUGACAGGCUAGCUGGACAUCACCACACUUACCCCGGACCCGUGGUGGGCAUGACUCCAGUCGGCACGGCCACGUGCCCACCCUUCAUUGCUUUACCUCUGGGAACCGGAUUACCGGAUCCAGCAACACACUGGUACACAGAGCAACCCACCAUCUCGAGUGCUAAAUGAAGAAGAGGAGGAGGAGAACUCUAGAUGUACUGUGACCACACAGAGCACGGCUGAGAUGUGACUGGCACGCUGUGCAGGAACUGAGCGAGCUGAAUCACACACAGAGAGUUUCUGAAGUGCACUGAAAUACUGCACAGCUGGAUGCUUAUAUGAUGAGAUGCUGGAAAUAUGGUAAAGAAAAGCUUAUUGGAUUUAAUAUUUAGGACACUUAACACAGUUUUAUUGCAGUUAGAAUUACAUGUUUUGCAUUUUAUAUUUUUCUUCAAGAUAGACUUAAUAAAUAUGGCACGGGUUGCAUUGAUAUCCUGAAGUAGCCUAGAAGUCUUAGCACUUCUGGUAAAGUUGCAAAGAGAGUUUAGGUGGUAAAAAAUAUGAGAUUGACGGCAAAAAUUCCAAAUAUACAGCUCUGUAUAGGUAACCAAUGCCAACUUCUUAGUGUCAUUCUAAUCCAGAUAUGUUUGCAAAGAGCCAUAUUUUGAAAUCUGACCCUUUUCUUUCUUCAUACAUGUUUCUUGUGUUAUUAGACAAACGUUUGCCUUUCUUAUUUUUCAUCACAAUUUUUCAACCCCACCUCUACAACCACCUAUCACCCGCUGAACAAAACAAAAGAAUCCUUCACAGAAAUUCUAAUGGUUUCCAUUAAAAUACUAUUAUAAGCCAUUAGCUUUUUCCAUUAAAGCAAUUACCAAUAGAAUCCAUCACUUACCAGUAGACCAUUAUACUGUAGUUUCCAUUAAAACCAACACCCAUUAAGACAUCAGAUCCAUAAAAUUUUCGAUUGUGUUUUGCACAAGGUUCUUUCUUUUUUGAGCAGGUAAAUAGAGAUCUCUGUUUAUAAUCCGAUCACGUUCAAAUAGUUUCACUUCACAUUGACUUUAAACAUAGGAAUUUUUUUGUCAGCUUCAGUGCUAUUAUCUAUUUCUGGUUGUGUUCAUGCUAUCCAGAUUCUUAAUUCUUAUCCCCCGCAUGUAAACAAAAAUCCAUUGUCCCAAAUUUACUCAACCGUCUGGCGAGGUUGCGCUGUAUUGCUUGGCAAGAACCCGAAUCUGGCACAGUAGACUCAUUAGAGCAGCGAGCUCCAGUGUAUUCACAUUCAGUCAAAAUAGAUGUUUCAAGUACAUAACGCAACAAGCCAUGUUUUGCUAGGUGUAAGUAGUUACGAACCGGUGAUCAAUAACAAAAUGUCAGCAUUUCACGCAUCUGUUUCUGUUAUUUGGGUCCCUGUGUGCCGAAAGGGCUUGCUGUGAUUUUGUUGUGUUUAUUCCUGAAACAUGAAAACAGUCACCCCAAGAAUCUAGCAUAGCUGCGGGCAUUGAGCCAUAGGUUUUAUAAGCACGAUGUGUAAUGUCUGUUUAAACACAUUAGAAUCGCAUUAACAUCAAAAAAUGUGUUUGACUGGCAUCUGUGCAGACAGCACACUCAGCGGUCUCAAUGCUCUCUAUUCACUGUAAUGGACGUACUGACAUUUAAAGAUGCUCUGAAAGGCCAUACAUUCCAAAUGCUGGACAUUUAUUCAUGCAGUUGUUUUUAACACAGGGGUACCUCUACAUUCUUUUGUUCUGGUAUGGGGAUGUUUAGUUUCGUCUCAGGGAGAUGGUACAGUGUGUGUGCAGUAUGGAAUAGGAUUUUAUUUUGUUUUAUCAAAAAAAUGUGGCACGGUUUUUUAGCAAAAUGCACUUGAAUGUUUGUAAUACAAAAAAAGAGAAGAAAUUAAUCUGUUGCACAACACCAUUGCUGGCGUGAACCUCAUCUGAACAUGCCAAUGUCACAUUUUACCUCAAAAUCAAAUUUGGAAAUUUACUUUUGUUGAAGCUUGUAUUUUGAAUUGAUUUUUGCAUUGUGACAUUAUUUCUAUUGAGCACAUUAAAAAGGCAUCACAAAGAAUGCUGCUGUUACUUCUGUCACGAAAAUAAUGUUACUGUGCAAAAAUCUUCCCAAAAAAGGCUUUCUUUUCUUUAAAAAAAUAUAAAUUAUUGUGGUUUUGAGGUGAAAAUAUGGCCCAGGCCUGUUCUUGAUAGGUUCAGUGACAUUCACCUGCUCAGACUUUUUCAUACUUUAUAUAUAAGGGCAUCUUAAAUUGGCAGACAGAAGGACAGUUUUCUCCCAUUAGGCUGGUUUCUGUCAGAAAGAGCAGCUGUUCUUUCACAGAUUCUCUGAUCAGAUGAUACCUCAUUAAUAUUAAAGAGCAUCACUCUAGGAUAUAAAAUAAAAGCUCCCUCAUAAGAGAUGAGCAGUAAAUAUCCUGUGUGCGUGUGUGAGAGAGAUAAAGAGAGAAUGUGAUGUGAUGUGUGUGUGUGCGUGCGUGCGUGUGAGAAAUCUGUGUUCAGAAUGAUUUGUGGUUUAAACCACUCUUGAUGCAUUGUUUCUUGAUUAGGAAGUGUAAAUAUGUUUUCAUACAAAUACUUUUGAUACAGCUUUGUAAAAAUUGUACAUAAGAUUUUAGAUAACAGUAUUACCAAUUACCUAAUUUAUUCUGCAUUUUUCUUAUGGUAAUAUCUUUGCCAAAGUGUUUCUGUGCUUUUGGUCUGUUUUGUUUUUGUUUACUUUAGCCUCUCUUUUUUAAAACCCUUUUAGGCUGCUGUGAAACAUUUUCAAUAGUUUUAUUAAAUUGCGUUCUUAUUGCACUUUUUUGCAGACAAUUUUUUUUUUCUGUUCCGGUGCCUUGUUUUGUAACUUACUGACGUUGUUUUAAUUCUGUCUGAUCUGUCACUGCAUAAACUUUGUGGCAUUAUGGUCUUGUAUUUCCAGUGUUGCUCUUUAUAUGUCUCUCUAUAGAUUGAUAUAAAAAUCAUUCAGAAUCUGGUGUCUUGAGUUUUUUUUUUA